Messenger RNA from Rotaria sordida, 1440 nucleotides. The record is from the annotation of a GenBank genome assembly. Lineage: Eukaryota; Metazoa; Rotifera; Eurotatoria; Philodinida; Philodinidae.
AUGUCAAAUGCAUCAUCAUCAUCAUCAACAUCAAAUCGAAUGGUAUCAUUUAUAAAUUCCGUACGAAGUAAACGUUCUGUUUCACCUAUAGCUCAACGUUUACUUGAAUUAUGUGUUCAUUAUCAACAACAAGAACAAAAUAAUCAAAAUAAUAUAUUAUUACCAUCAUCAUCAAAUAUCAAUCCAAUUGAUUUAAAUAAACAAUCAACAAAAAAAAUUAAAAAUUUAUUAAAACAAAUAAAUAAAUCAAAACGAAAUGGUUCUGUUGAAGAAUUUGAACGUGCUAUUUUACAUAGAGAUUCAAGAACAAGAUGUAUUACUAUACCACGAUCAUCUGAUAUUACACAUGAGCAAUUAUCAAAAUCAAAUCCAGUUGUUGAAUAUUGUCGUCUUUGGCGUUGGCCUGAUUUAGCUAAUUCAAAUGAACUUAAACCUGUUGAUUAUUGUCCAAAUGCUUUUCAUUAUACACUUGAUAAUAUUUGUAUUAAUCCAUAUCAUUAUGAACGUGUACCAAGUAUUUAUUCUGUUUAUGUUCCACUUUUACCACCUGAAACAAUGCAAAAUAUACCUGAUUUACGUUCAUCAUCAAUAAAAGAAUCAAUAAUUAAUCAAAUUCCAGAAAAUAAAACCUAUGAAGCACCAUUUCUACAACAACAACAACAACAAGAACUAUCACCAACAGCAUUAUCACCUGAAAGUAUUAAUUCACCAGAUUCUUUUCAUUCACCAUCAAGUGGUAUAAAUAAUGAUGAAAAUAUUGAAACAACAAUACCAAUGGAUCUUGAUAUUGUUCAAACAAUUCCACAAGAAGAAAAUUUUCCACAUGAACAAGUUAUUUUUCAAGAACCUCGUGAAUGGUGUCGUAUAUCUUAUUAUGAAAUGUCAAAUCGUGUUGGUGAACAAUAUCUUGCAACACAAUCUCAAGUUAUUAUUGAUGGUUAUACACAUCCAUCAGAUGCUGAACGUUUUUGUUUAGGUGGUUUAACUAAUAUUCAACGUACAAUGGAAAUUGAUAAAGCACGACGUUAUAUUGGUCGUGGUGUAAAAUUAUUUCAUAUACGUGGAAAUGUAUUUGCUGAAUGUUUAUCAGAUAAUCCUGUUUUUGUUCAAAGUCCAAUAGCAAAUAAAAAACUUUCAUGGCAUCCAGCAACUGUUUGUAGAAUUCCACCAAAUGUUCGAUGGCAAAUUUUUGAUAGUGAUGAAUUUACUCAAAUAUUAGCAAGCGCUGUACAUGAAGGUUAUGAAUCAGUUUAUAAUCUAAGAAAUAUGUGUAUUAUACGAAUGAGUUUAGUUAAAGGAUGGGGUGUUGAAUAUCGACGACAAUCAGUUACAAAUACACCAUGUUGGAUUGAAAUAUUUUUAGAUGGUCCAUUAAAAUGGCUUGAUAGAGUUCUCUUUACAAUGCAUGGUCCAAAUCAAUCAAUAACGAGUGUUUCUUAA